AUUAGUGUCACAGCUUGUGUUACGAGUGUUAAACGUGCGGCUCAGCGUCACAACCUCAGUUUGACGGCCACUAUUGAGCGUGGGCGGAGAGUGGCCGCACGUGGGCGUGAUGCGGCGGCACCACCGCGCCCACCAGCUGCCAAGGUCAGGUCGGGGCGAGCAGUGGGCGUGGUGAGGUCGUCUGCCAUGACCUGGGUCAGGCCACCCACGGGCGUGCCCCCGUCGGGCGCUUCCACCACCACCUCGCCCCCCCUGCUGCUGCUUCUGCUGCUGAUGAUCUCCUCAGUGCUCUCCACCCCAGGGAUGGCAGACAGCAGCGGCGGGGGCGGCAUCGGCAGGCAGGUGGACGUCAUUGAGUCCUUGCAAUUGCUGAACACAAGCUACCCUGGCCUGACCGUGAUUCGAGGUCCUAGGCCCUUCGCCCCGGCGGUAUUUCUCCAGGACGAGGCCCGAGAGGUUCGUGUAACAGAAGCCGUGCAGUCAGCGGCUUCGUCCCUGCUGAGCGGCUCCCGUGAGUUCACCAUCAUGGCGACGCUGCAGCAGGAGGAUCGCAAUGCGGGCACGAUCCUGGCCUUCUCCCGCGGAAACCAGCCCUACCUGGAGCUGCAGUCCUCCGGGAGGAAGGAUGAGAUCCGCCUGUACUACAUCCACAACGGCGCGGCCCACGUCGAGGUCUUCCCUUACCGCAUCGCUGACCAACGUUGGCACAAGGUCUCAGUUGUGGUCAGUGGAACCCAGAUUGAGGUGUGGGUAGAUUGCUCCCGCGUGUACCGUCGCCUCGCCCCGCCCCCGAUGACCAACCUCUCUGCCUUGGCUUCUCUGGCACCGCCUCUUGACCCCAGUGACCCCCUGCUGAGCCAAGACCCGAGUUACCGGGAGACUCCGAUGGCGUUGUUUCUGGGUCAGCGCAACAACAAGCACUUCCUCUUUAAGGGUGCGCUGCAGGACGUACGUCUGGUGUCCGGGCCAGCGGGGUAUCUGCUGCAGUGUCCUCAAGCGGAAGCCGAAUGCCCAACUUGUGGCCAGUUCCAGGUCCUGUCAGACCAGGUCAACCAACUCCAGCAGCUGGUGACGCAACUAGCAUCUCGGUUGUCAGCCUCUGAAGCCCGUCUAGCUGCAGUGGAAGAAUGCGAUUGCCAGAGGUCAUGUCGGGUCAACGGAACCAUUAGACAGGACGGUGCAACCUGGAAGAGUGGAUGCGAAAUCUGCUCGUGUGUGCAUGGCGAGGUAACCUGCCGUCCCAUACCUUGUCCUGCAGUGACCUGCAAGAACCCAGUCUACACGGAGGGAGAGUGCUGCCCGGUGUGCCUCAAGCAAUGUUCGCUGAAGGGAGUUGUUUAUGACCAUGGAGAAACUGUGUCCCCGAGGCAAUGUGUAGACUGUGAGUGCCGGGAUGGGAAGAUGCAGUGUCGCCGAGUUGAUCCCAAGGAAAUGUGCCCGCCUUUACCUUGUCCUGAGAGUGAACAGUUCACCGUGCCAGGCCAGUGUUGCAAGUUCUGCCCUGGGGUGGACUACUGUGCUCAAGGCCAUGACUGUCAUGCUAAUGCUACCUGUAUCAACCUUCAGACUACUUAUGCUUGUCACUGCAACUCUGGUUUCACAGGCAGUAAUGGACGAAUGUGCACAGAUAUUGAUGAAUGUCGCGAAGUGGGGGCCCAUCAUGGCCACUACUGCCAGGCACACACCAGGUGUGUUAACACCAUUGGCUCGUAUGUCUGUGAAUGUGAAGAUGGAUAUGUACGAGUGGAUGAGCUGACAUGUGUGGAACGUGAUGAAUGCAGCGAGGGAGCUCACCAGUGUCAUCAGCAUGCUUCGUGCACCAACACCCAAGGUGGAUAUCACUGUACUUGCAACGAGGGAUUUACUGGAAAUGGAUUUGACUGCAAGCCUUUAUGCAAUGCAACGUGUGAGAAUGGAGGUAUUUGUGUGGCCCCAGGAGUGUGUGAAUGCCGUCGUGGGUUCAAGGGCCAAGCCUGUGAGCUCGAUGUUGAUGAAUGUUCACUUGGACUCCACCGCUGCCACCCAAAUUCCCGCUGUGUGAAUCUUCCAGGCUGGUACACAUGCCACUGCCUCCCUGGCUACACUUCACUCAUGCCAGACAAUAGCCAGGGUCUUCUUUGUCAAGAUGUUGAUGAGUGUGCAGCAGGGACAGCCACCUGCCAUGAGUCAGCCACCUGCAUCAACACAGAGGGAUCAUUCAUGUGUUCCUGUGACAAUGGAACCUCCUGCUCUCAUGGGUGCGUGGUCAAUGGGUCAGAGCGGCCCCAUGGAGACGUGUGGACACCUCCUGGUUCUGAGUGUUCACAGUGUAUCUGUUCCGAGGGGACAGUGACCUGUGAUCGUUUCAUCUGCGACUGCUCUGACCCCAAUGUCAACACCAUGUGCUGCCCUCACUGCGACCCGAGGGCCUCAUGCAUGCACCAAGCACAACCACACCGCACUUUCCACAGUGGUCAGCGAUGGAUCUACCAGUGCCAGACUUGUGAAUGUUUGUAUGGAGAGAUAGACUGUUGGCCGCUGGAAUGCCCUCCAGUGCACUGUUCUUCUCCCGAGCAAGUUGCAGGAGACUGCUGUCCGCGCUGCCCAGACGACCCCUGCAUGGCUCCGGAACCCGCGCGCAUCUCCGCCAACACGAGCCUUGGCGGAGGUGCUGCUGACGGCGUGGCUGGAAGUGGAGACGGCGAAGGCAGUCAGCCCACUGAAGCGUCACCGCCUCAGGGCUGCCACUACCUAGGUGCCACAUACCCACCCGGUGCAGAGUGGGCAGCACUCAACGAUGACUGCAUCACGUGCAGGUGUCAGAUGCCGUACUGCUGGGAGGGUGGAAGUCGGGGUGGUGCGAUCCGUGUUCACCGGUAAUCAAGUUGUGGCCUCUUGUUGCACGGGCGUUGCUUGUUGCGGGGCGGGCUAGUGGCCUAGCGUCGGGUAGUCGUCUUCACUCCCUCAGUUUCUCUCACACCAUCAAUGUUUGGGUCCUGCACGACUCACAUCUAUAUAUUUUUUGAUAUCUGGGAUAUGCACGAGACAUGUGUAGAGUACUGUCUUCUUGACCUGAAAGAUUUAUAGAGUGCAGCCAUUAAACC
Penaeus monodon (black tiger shrimp) is the source of this 3083-nucleotide messenger RNA. Its product is annotated as protein kinase C-binding protein NELL1-like. NCBI's taxonomy places the organism in Eukaryota, Metazoa, Arthropoda, Malacostraca, Decapoda, Penaeidae. The record is from RefSeq and is a predicted model, not a curated record. The transcript is spliced from 14 exons. Gene Ontology annotation, molecular function: protein binding; calcium ion binding. Bases 187 to 2859 code for a protein of 890 amino acids.